This is a messenger RNA of Parastagonospora nodorum SN15, 8802 nucleotides long. RefSeq lists its product as hypothetical. Bases 1 to 8802 code for a protein of 2933 amino acids. The transcript is spliced from 4 exons. The record is from RefSeq and is a predicted model, not a curated record. NCBI's taxonomy places the organism in Eukaryota, Fungi, Ascomycota, Dothideomycetes, Pleosporales, Phaeosphaeriaceae.
AUGGCCUUGCCCACACUCCAAUUCCUGGCAGGGCUUCUGCUGCUGCUAUAUCUGCUCUCGUUCGUCUUAUUUGCCUUCAUACGGGUCGUCACGGGCGUCUCCAUACAAAGACUGGGCUACUCGGGCCUGCGACGCAUCGCCUUCACACCCAAGGACGGCCUGCGCAUCGAGAUUAGAGGUCUCGGCUUCUCCCUCCAUCGCCCCACGUUCGCCCAGCCAACAUGGGUCAGCAUCGUCCUCACCGAACUCAAGGUCACGUUGGACCUCAAGGCCCUGGGCGCAAAACCACAGAAGAAGUCGAGUUGGACGUCUUGGACGAAUGGGUCGACACAGAAGGACAGGAGCGGACACACUACACCGGAGCAGGCCAAGGAGGACGACGACGAGACGGGCGACGAAGAGGUCGAGCGCAGUCUGACAUGGAAGCGGCUGACGGAUGCGAAAGAGAAGAUCAAGCGCGUACACAGCAAAAUAAACUGGAUAAGGCAGGUCGAUUUGGUCGCACACGGCACAACAGUUGUCAUCACCGACGUCGGGUCUCUCCAAGUCGGGGGGCUCUCCCUCGCAGUGGACACCAGACGUAAGACGGUAGACCGCAGUCGCCUCUUCAAUCACCACAAGCCCAAGCCAGAGCAGCAACAGCAUCCCGCUGAAUGGCUCUUCACCGCACGCAGCAUCCUCUUUACCCUCGAGGGCAAAGAGUCAACCGAGAUACUGGACCACUGCACCCUCAAUGUCCAUGGCUUCCUCAAAAAGGAGCUGGAAGGUCUGCGUGAUGCAUCGAUAUCGCUGAAGCUCGGCCGUCUGAGCAUCCCCUAUGAUGACGUUCAGUUGUGCAUGGAACGAGCGGAGAAGUGCCGCGCUAGUGGUGCACGCAAGCCAGGGCACCGCAAUCAUUCGAGCAUAUCACUUACUGACAUGAUCGAUGACUUGGACCACCCAAAGAGUCGCGAGAACGACAUAGUUCGCACUGUGUCUGACUCGAGAGACUUUGCGAGCUCGAUUCUGCGCGGCAUCCACGAGUUUCAAUUUGCUGUUGGCUUCCUGGGCUUAACUAAACAGAUUCACUCUGGCCACGACACGGACCCAACCGUCUAUCUCAAUGUCUCCAUGAAAGAGGUCGGCAUGGACUUACUACGGUUGGACCCUCGGAGCCCAGCGCAUCUCAUGUACUUCUCGCCCAACGACAUUGCGCAUCAAGCUCUUCUUGCAGCCAUCAGCAUCUCAGUCGGCAUCGAUGACGGCCACGGCCAUCCUGAACGUCUUCUCUACAUACCCAUGGCCACGACAACCUUGAACACCACACUUCCGUCGAAGACAAUUCAGUUCACCAGCGAUCAAAAGAGUGCUGAACGCAACACCAACAUCUUCUUUGCUAAUUUGGUCGUUACUUCACCGUCCUUAGACCUUGACCCGAAACAUCUACCCUUGCUCCUUGCUUUGUUCAGGGACUAUGAGACGCGUCGAAAGCCGCCGAAAACGCGCAAUAGCAAGCGAUACCUGCUCCGGCGCCUCUUGCCCAAAGCAAAUGUCAAGAUCUCGAUACACGAGCCUGUGAUUCGCGUGACCCUCCCGCCCAUGGACCCAGACCGGAAGAAGCUGGAUGAGUUUGAUUUGCUGAUCUCGUCGUCGUCUUCGGUAUCGCUAGACCUGGAAUCAUCUCAUGCUGCAGAUGGCGAGCUUCAUUAUGCUCUCAUCUCGACCUUUCGCAUCAACGCACAGCAGCUUUAUUAUCAGACCGCAGCUAUCGAGAGACACAACCUUCUAGUCACUGACUACGUUGAGCUGAGGGCCCAAAUGAGUGCCGCACCGGACCCUAUAGUGGAGUUGCGCGGAACUGCGCAGACAUUUUCAUGCUAUCUCGUUCGACCUGAGAUCAGCGAAGGCUUACGACAAAUCGUUGCUCAGGUUCAAAAGGACGUGCAACGUAGGCCUAAUGUGUCAAAGAAGAAGGACCUGAACUUCAUCCGCAGAUUGCCACCUUGGCUUGCAUAUGUCCAUUUACAGGGCUCAGACUUCAAUCUCGAAGUAGCUGGUGUCGACCCCGCCGUCUCAAAGCACAGCCGUGGGAUCGCGCUGCAUCUGGAGACAUGGACAGCCGAGUAUAAGCUUAACCGCGAGAACGACAUCGAGUUGAAGCCGAUCAGACGCCGUGCGCCAAGCCGAACAAUAAAUCGUGACGAGCAUCUUCUUCGUUCAUCAAGCCCGUCAUCACCAGUGUCACCUAGAAAACACUUGGCGAACCCCACGGAUGGAAGGCGUCUUGCUAUGCAUUUCCAUGGCCUGGAAGGAGUUGUCAUUGAGGCUUCGGAUUCGGCGGAAUCAGAAGCUUGCCUAUCGCUUCCUCGUAUGGAGGUAGCAGUAAGCACACUGUCCGACAAACAAGGACCAAUCUUUCAUGUGCACGCCUUUGCGCAAAGCUUCUAUGCACACUAUUCGCUUUACAGACAUUUUGCUGCAUGUAUGGCUUUGCAGGUCUUGAGGCAGUCUUUUGAUUGGUCUUCCGGUCCACAAAAACCUACCGAACCAGCGCCGCCAGGCUCGCCUCGUCAUCUUGCGUUGCCAUCCUUUGACGCCGAUGGCAUCGAUCUACCCAUUGGACUAAAGCCAGAGAUUGUCACGAUAGACUUCAAGGCCCAGUUUGUGCAGAUCAAGGCUGAUAUGCCUGCGGAACCGCCUCUCAUGCUUCAGAUCUAUGGCUUAGAAUCAGGCCGGCAUCGAUGGGCAAGCCCCUUCCUCCGCUCGCGCUUAGUACGACUUUAUGCAGAAAGUCCGAACGUGAAAGCAACUUGGAGCCGCAUCGUGAGCGUGAAGUCUCUUCGCUUAGACUACCGGCAAUCGAAACGCAGAUAUGGCCACAUCGUUACUGACGAACGAUCCUUCGAUAUCGCUACUGAUGCAAUCCGCAUAGCGGUUCCUCACCAGCUGGUCAUGCACAAGAUAUUCGACAAUAUUGCCAAUGUCAUCAAGACGGUCAAGCAAAUGAACUACCACUUUGAGACAGGUACGGAUCACUACAUCUUGGACAAAGAGCCAGAAGGUCCGAAACGUGUGCCAAAAAUUUCGCUACGCAGUCGAGCUUUGCUUUUCGAGCUAGAAGACAGUUCAUUCGAGUGGAAGCUUGGAACAAUCUAUCGCAUAGGGCUCAUGGAGCAAAAGCAAAGGCUGGCACGAGAGCAAGCAUUUGCCUUGAAAGUGAGAAGACUGCAGCAACUGGACGAACAACGUGGCAACUACCGCUCCAGAGCGAGAUCCGCGCAUGACUCUCGCGGACGUGGCAAAUCCAAGAAACGAGACAAGGAGCUCCGUUUUCAUCGGCGCAGCAAGAGCGCUGAUUCAAGCGAUCAAGAAUCACCGGCUCGAGGCAGGUCUGAUCAUCCUAUGCGUUACAACAAAGACGGGUUCAGUGGGCUCAGUGGCACAUCCCAUACCUCCAUUGGGGAAGCCCGCGAAAAGCUGAACCGCCUAAAUGCUCAGACGUGGAGGAAGCGCAUAGACCAUGCGUUGGCAACCCAGAACCGUUCGAUGAACGACAUUCGCUCAAUGUUCUGGGGCUUGGACGAACUUCCGGAUGACAUCGAACAGAAAGAGAUCAUACUCGCCAUCCCGCAACGACCUGCACUUAUGGCCCUUGCUGUCAGUGAUCUCGAUAUCACUAUUGACAAGCCUUCCUUCCCGCUAUCUGAAUAUCCGAGGUAUCUUCAUCGCAUUGGUAAAGGCAUGCCGCUCGAUACACAAUACGCGCUUCUCAUCCCGAUGCAUGUCCAGAUUAAUAUGGGUGAGGCCAAGAUCCAGCUUCGAGACUAUCCUUUACCAUUACUGCACUUCCCAGCUAUUGGCAGCAUACAGUCAUCACGCCUUCCCAGUGUUUCCAUGAGGACCGACUUCGUCAUCGCCGAAGAGUUCAGGGAUAUUGAGUCUUCUCGUGUGAGCAGGGUCGUUGUAGUUCCUCAGGAUGAAACGCCCUUAGGUGAGCCUACAGGCGGCUUUGCAGUCGAUGUCCGCCGGACUGUUGCGCCUGUCAAAACGUACUCAGAUAUGGCGAUCGACAUCAACUCUGCAUAUCCGACUAGGAUCACCUGGGGAACUUCUUAUCAACCAGCCAUUCAAGAUAUGAUGCAAAUCAUUGAGAACUUCACAAAACCUGCCAUCGAUCCUUCCGAGAGAGUCGGCUUCUGGGACAAGAUACGGCUGACUUUCCACUCUCGCAUCAAUGUAUCUUGGAGAGGUGACGGCGAUGUGCACCUCAUUCUCAAGGGCUCGCGUGAUCCUUACAUGGUGACUGGACACGGCGCCGGUUUUGUGAUGUGUUGGCAGAAUGAUGUUCAAUUGAGCCUCGCUGAAGAUGAGGACCCCAGGAAUUUCAUGGUCGUCAAGAGUGGAAGUUACGUUCUCGCCAUUCCAGACCUCAGUCAUUAUGCUCGUCAUGAAACCGAUGCCGAGGCAGCCAACCGACCAGAAACAGCCUCGAGUGUCUCUAGCCGCAGACAGCUCGCAGUGUUCAAGAAGACCAUUAUGAAGCUCAAUGGGAACGUGAAAUGGGUAGCAGGAUUGGUCUUUGAGCGAAAUCUCGACAAUGACCAACGCUCUUUCGAUUUCAUCCCUCAUUACAAGGUCACGCUCAGAAACCCGAAAUAUGCCAGACCUGCUGGUGGAAAGGCCUAUGAUGCUUUCCGGGGGUUCCGCAGCAACCACAUACAUAUGUCGAUUGCUAUCGCUGCUCCUUACGACAGGGAUUGGAAUGUGGCUAAUAUAGAGCGCUCAAAGACAUACAACAGCGUCCAUCUAUCGCCGCGCUUCUUCACGCAUUUCUACAGUUGGUGGGGCAUGUUCUCCGGUGCCAUGUCCCUGCCCAUUCGCCAAGGCAAGCUGUGGCCGGGUGUGGAAAAAUCAAGCAAGAAGUUUGGACGGCACUUAGCGACAAUCAAGUACAACUUGUUGCUUUCACCGCUGUAUAUGAGCCACAUCUACAAGCAUAAGGAUGCUGAAGACUAUGGUGCUGGUGUGGUGUCAGCAACUGGGCUCAAAGCCCGUCUUGACAGCUUCAUGUUCGAUCUUCAUAUGAGGCGUGAAGACUUUAGGACUCUCGUACAAGCACCCGAAGGCCAGGAAGACAGCAAGCAAAAUCACACCACUGGAAUGCGAAUCAACCAGGUCCAAUUAGACCUCAUCAACACAGAUGUCCGUGCGGUAUCAGCCAGUAUUGCCGGGACCGAUCCUGAAGAUGUGGACAAUGCUACCGAAGACGACAUGGCCAGUUAUAACCAGGAGUAUCUGACUGCGGAUCUAUCAAAGUUCACCAUUCCGGAUAACGAUUGGGGCUGGGUGGACAUGGACGACUUCAUCGAACUAGGCUGGAUUCUGCCAUCAAACCAACAUCCUGAGACCCAAAUACUGCCGCUUGCAUUCGCCCCACGUUUCACCUACUUCCGUCAGACCGAUCACGCAGACAACAUCUCCGGAGACGUCAAUCGGAGGAGUCCUUUCGGCAACGAGCCUACGCACCACUGUGUUAUGUCACAACGGAAUGAUCCACGAAGAGUACAGUGCAGGCUUAUCGAACAACGUAUAGAGCGCGUCAAAGAACAAGUGGAGUACAAUCGCCAUGCAAUCGGCGAUGCUGAACUCCAGGUCAUCCGCGAGGUUGAUAGGACAACCGAGCAUCAGAAACGCCUUGAAACACUUAAAAGCCACGCUGGAUUUCUGCAACGGAAGCUCGAAUUCCUGACCGCGAUGCAUGAGAGUCUCUUGGAGCGAUGUGAGACGAAUGAGCGCAGCCCCAAAUCUGACGGCGCUGAGACGGAUGGGGAAGACGAAUAUUUCGAAGCAAACGAAGACCACAAUCCAUCAGAGUCAGGCACAAAAGGCGCUGAUCCACACCCCAACGCCGAUUACAUCAGUGAUUUCAACAACCGCUUCAUCAUCCACAAUGUGCACUUGAAAUGGAGCAAUUCAUUGCGGAACAUCAUACUCCGCUACAUCCAUCAAGUAAGCCAGCGUCGUGGGUUUGUGUACUACAUGUCGCGACGCGCCGUCAAGUUCAUCCUCGAUGUCGUUGAUGAGCAGAACAAAUCGCGCGGGCCGUCGACAUCCAGCCCUGAUGACAUUGAUGCGACUACACCAAUGGGCCUUAAUGGAGAAGUGGGUCUUGCCAUGGACGAGGCCGUGGAACAACUCCUUCAGGAUGGGCGAAAGUUCGUCGAGGCUGACGACGCGGAACGAAGAGCCGGCAGCAAUCCUGAGAAAGCUCACCAGACCAAGGCUGAAGAGGACGUUGCGGAGGAUUACGUGGCUCAGAAUGCCUAUCUCGUGCGACUGAUCGCGCCACAAAUUCAGUUACAGAGCGAAAGAAACACGAAAGCCGCAAUUCUGGUGACCGCAAAAGGCAUGCAGCUCAAAGUUCUCCAGAUUAUGGACAAGGAUCGUGUCAUGGACGAGGUAUCUGGUUUGGUGCAAAGACGAUUUACUGCUGCUAUGGACAGUCUACAAAUCUUCGUUACCAACUCGAAGACUUUCAGCAACAUGGCCGACAUACACAUGUACUCUGGCAGCACCUAUGGAACUCCGGCUGGGUCAGCUUGGCCGCCAUGGGUGCCUUUUGAGGUCAUGUUCGAGUUCAACACCAAUCCGUUCGGGUUCCAAAGAGUCGUACAGAGAACGUCGGCCAGUAUGCGAUACGACAAGCACAACACGCUUCGAUUAAAGUAUAAUGACGACGUGUCCAAGGCAGACGCUGCCUCAAGCACACAGAACAUGGAGAGCCGCAUUGACCAUCUCUGGGUCGACUUCCCUCACGUGCGAGCUCUUUGCGACUCUAGGCAAUACUACGCAAUGUACGUCAUCGUUCUCGAUCUCCUGCUCUAUCGCGAGCCUUUAGAAAAGACGCGCAACGAACGUCUCGAAAAGAUCAUGCUCGCAUCUGACUUCAGCGACCUUGCCGGAGCUCCGGCGUUGGUCAUGGGUCUCCAAGAGCGCAUUCGCCAAUUGGAGGAAAUCAAGACCGUCUUCCAAAUCAAUGAGAAGUAUCUUGACAAGCAAGGUUGGGAAGAUCGUGUGGAAGUUGAGAAGGAUUUGGCGGUGUAUGAGGACGAAUUGUUUUUCGUCAUGAAAGCAAUCACCACGGCGCAACGCAAACAAGACGAUCGCGCCCAGGCAAAACAAUCGACUGGCUUACUGCGCUGGUACAUCACGGCUUCAGAGAUUGUCUGGCAUUUGCUGCGAGAGGGUCAAGAGUCGUUGGCUGAGUUUCAGCUCCAAAAUGUCCUAUUUGACCGCACUGACAACAACGAUGGCUCCAACUUCAACUCUCUGGAGAUUGAGAGAGUGCGCGGUCUGAAUCUCCUGCCAUAUGCGCUGUAUACCGAGAUGAUCUCGCCAUAUCUCGAGAACAACCAGCCUCUUCCUGAAAACUCCAAGUGCCUCAAGGUACAAUUCGUCAUGCUCGAAGCUAUAGCGGGUAUUCCUGUCAUGGAGCAUUUUGAGGUCAACCUGUACCCACUCAAGGUGCAGCUGGAAUGGGAGAUUGGCAAGAAGCUGUUCGAAUAUGUCUUCCCAGCUAUGAAGGACAAAGAUAGCACCUCCUCGCCUUUCUUGGUCAAACAUACGCUCCCCACCCAAGAUGAGGACGAAGAUGGCUCAAGCAGCAUAGUCUCCAGCAUGGCCAGCAGCGUGAACAAGUCGAUAUCACAAGAUGAAGGCGCCGUCGAUGCUCUCAAGGAACGACUCACACCGACACUGCAGCUUCCGGAUCCUUCGCAGAAGUCUGAUCUUAAGAAGAAGGCUACUACAGAAAAGCGUCCAAGUGCUCACUAUUUCCGGUUUUUCCGAGACAAUCCAUCACGCAGCGGCUCAGAGUUGCGAAGAACACUACACCCUAGCGCUGCCAUGAUGGCUGCUUCGAGCGUCAGCUCAAAUUCACCGUCGCGACCAGCUUCUGUUCGUUCAAGCUCAACUGCGUCAGGAAUGAUGACAACAGCCGAGUCAGAUCGCACUGCCAAACGCUUCGCCUUGUACCGCACUGGCACAAACCGACCCGGUACUAGCGAACGCAAGCCAACUAAGAAGGAACGAUCUGACGACCUCACGGAGAUGAUGACUCGCGCUUCCAAUUACAUGACGCUCGCAUAUGUCAAAAUACCGUCUAUGGUGUUAUGUUUAAGCUAUAAGGGCAAAGGGCAACGCAACUUCGAAGACGUGCACGACCUGGUUUUCAAGAUGCCUACGUUGGAAUACCGGAACAAGACCUGGUCUAACCUCGACCUAGCGCUACAACUCAAGAAAGACGUAAUCCGCGCCCUCAUCUCCCACGCCGGCGCCAUCGUCGGCAACAAAUUCUCCCGUGGCAGUCGGCCAGGCCGCAAAGAGCAAAGCCGCCUCCGCAUGAUCGCCAACAGCAGCGCGCGCCUCAACGCCUCCCCCGACCUCUCCGGCACCGACUCAAACAGCAUCCGCGACCACUCCCCCAACGGCUCGCACGACUCCAGCUCCGAUAUGCCCCGCCGCUCCUUCACAUCCGGCCGCCAAGGCUCCUUCAUCAGCACCGUAUCCGAAGAAUCCUCUACACACUCCUCCAGUCGCCCCCUAGCCACCCGCGCCCAGUCCACCCACGGCAGCAUCAUGGGCGGCUUCCACACGGGCAACCACAACGCACUCGGUCUCGACGAAAUGGAAGACGGUCGCACCUUUGCCGACGAACUUUCUCGAGUGGAUAACACGGAGCCUGUGCAUGCGAAUCUUAUUCAUAGUCGCGCCUUUUGGUGGGCACAUGAGGAGUCGCGCGGCGAGCGUGGGGACGAGUCUUAA